AUGUCUUCAAUGGAGGACAUAUUUCAGAUCCCGCCCCCUUUAGGGCUAGGCGUGGGCUAUGGUAUUAUUGUCGGCGUUGGAGCGCUCUUCGCCGUUGGCAUGUCGUUGACUUCAUGGGCGCUGAGCCGGUACAUGAACGAGGUUCAGGACUCAGAGAUGUUCAUGACAGCCAAGCACUCGGUCAAGACAGGGCUGACGGCGUCGGCGGUGGUGUCGUCGUGGACGAUUGCAGCGACGCUGUUGACGUCAACCGCGUAUGGGUAUGAUUAUGGGGUCUCGGGACCUUUUUGGUAUGCUGCGGCAGCAAGCGUCCAAAUCAUGCUCUUCUCUGUGGCUGCCAUUGAGCUCAAGCGUCGCGCACCGAACGCGCAGACAUUUCUACAGGUGGCCAAAGUGCGGUACGGGACGGGGGUUCACGUCGUUUUUUCAUUAUACUCCUUCAUAUACCAGGUCAUUGCAACUGUGAACCUGCUAGUCGGUGGAUCUGCGGUCUUUGCAACCAUGACGGGCGUCAACCGCGAUGCGUCUUGUUUCUUGUUCCCCAUUGGUGUGGUUAUAUAUACCUUGGCUGGGGGAAUCAAGGCGACAUUCAUCACGGACUGGAUCCACACGGUGAUCAUCUACGUUAUAAUGCUGAUGUCCAUAUUCGCCGUCUACGUCACAUCCGAUGUGAUCGGGUCACCGGACAGGAUGUGGGAUCUUCUACACGAAGCGUCCGUUUUACAUCCCGUUGACGGCAAUGCCAGUGGGUCAUAUUUGACCAUGAGGAGUGAAGGGGGUGGCUUCAUCGGCCUCGUCUUCGUAGGCGCCGGUUUUGCCGCUGCGGUCGAUUCGCAGCUCUUCCAAAAGGCCAUCGCCGCCGAUCCCCGAAGUACAUCGAAUGGCUACAUCCUUGGUGGAAUAUGCUGGUUCGCCAUCCCCUUUGUUCUCGCAUCGACAUAUGGUCUUGCAGCAGCAGCGUCCGAGCACCUCCCCCAAUGGCCAACCUACCCAAACCGCAUGAAUGUGUACGAAUUAUCUUCGGGGAUACCUAUGCCUUACGCUGCAUUAGCAAUCAUGGGCAAGGGCGGGUCCAUCGGUGUACUCCUCACGGUCUUCAUGGCUGUCACCUCCGCCAUGUCAUCCGAGACUGUCGCCACCACUGCGUUGCUCGCCUACAAUCUGUACAAAGCCUAUAUAGACCCCAACGCGACCGGCAAGCAAAUCAUGACCUUCUCGCACUGGGUCACCCCCGGGUUCGGCAUAUGCACAGCAGCAAUCGCCGUAGGGUUCAACCACGCCGGUUUCUCGGUCGGUUUUCUUGUCACUGCCAUCGGCAUCUUCGUCGACUCGGCUAUUAUCCCAAUGGCGUGUACCAUCAUGUGGCGGAAGCAGUCCAAGGCGGCGGCCAUCAUCGCACCACUAUCUUGCUCCGUGGCGGGGAUUUUGGCGUGGGUUUUGACGGCGUAUACGCAUUAUGGUGUGGUGAAUAUUGCGUCUCUGUCUGCAAAUUUGCCCCUAGUGGCGGGCAACAUGAUGGCCUUGUGCGGACCGGCCGUGCUCACACCCCUAAUUACUUUUACCAAGCCAGACCAUUUUGACUGGACUAUCCUCAAGACGCAGAUAAAACGCGGUGAUGACGAACAUGUCACGUUGCAUGGGCACGCCGUGGAGAUUCGGAAUGCGGAGGCACAUGGUGCAUUGAUGCACAAUUCGGCUGAGGAACGGGAAGAACAGGAGGCACUGCUGAAAGCUCGGAACCGAUCCAUCUACAUCAGCCUCUUCCUCACCCUUUCAUUUCUAAUUCUGUGGCCAAUUCCGAUGUACGGAUAUAGCUACGUGUUUACGAAGACGUUCUUCAGGGGAUGGGUUGUGAUGUUGUUCCUGUGGGCCUUCUUUGCGGCGUUGACGAUUACAUUACUACCGAUUUGGGAGGCGAGGGGUUUAUUGAGAACGGGGUACUGGCACCUUACAAAGCGAAAGAGAGUAGCCACGGGCGUUCCCGAUAUCCUGGAUGGUACAGAAGCGAGGAAAGAGAGGGAGGAUGUGGCUUCACGCAGCGUUCGAAAUGGGCAUGUAAAUGGGAACAAUGAUAGAAUUAUGGAGUAG
Molecule: messenger RNA, 2088 nt
Organism: Pseudomassariella vexata
Lineage: Eukaryota; Fungi; Ascomycota; Sordariomycetes; Amphisphaeriales; Pseudomassariaceae
Product: putative sodium/proline symporter
Exons: 5
Coding region: 1-2088 (695 amino acids)
Biological process (GO): putrescine transport; urea transmembrane transport; spermidine transport
Cellular component (GO): plasma membrane
Molecular function (GO): urea transmembrane transporter activity; putrescine transmembrane transporter activity; spermidine transmembrane transporter activity
Source: RefSeq, a predicted model, not a curated record